Balaenoptera ricei (Rice's whale) is the source of this 3289-nucleotide messenger RNA. It is a transcript of the gene TZMP1, whose product is annotated as small integral membrane protein 27. NCBI's taxonomy places the organism in Eukaryota, Metazoa, Chordata, Mammalia, Artiodactyla, Balaenopteridae. The record is from RefSeq and is a predicted model, not a curated record.
CUCGCGCCCGGCUGAAAGAUGGCCGCCGCCGCCCGGCAGCCACCGCCCCGGAGGUUACUCUAGGGCCUGCGGCUUCCGCCCGUGCCCGCGGACCACCGCCGUCUCCUUACCAUGAAGCCAGUGAGUCGCCGCACCCUGGACCAGAUUUAUUCAGCGUUGCUCCUCGCGGUCGUAUUGCUCUCCUGGGGAUACGUCAUCUAUGCAUCAACUGUAGCUGCACGACGACAGCUAAGGAAGAAAUACCAAAUCUUCGGGAUGAAUGAAAAUUCGUAAUUCCUCUGGAUCUGAUUCCAUGCAUAUACAAUUCUUUACCUCAUGCUCAUCUGACACGUGUCUCGAUUUAAUGUAAAAUCUUUAAAAUGCUUUGAAAUUCAUUUUUGUAUACCGUCCUUUAUAAUAACCACUAAUAUGCUACUUUUUUAUAUACUUAGAGAUUUGUCUUUUACGUUCUCACAUAACAAAGCAACCUACAUCUAGGCCUUUUAAUCUAGAGUUUCUAAAAUACUUUUGAAAUGCUUCAGAAAGCCGCCUUUAAAAGUGUGUGGAACUUCUGUUCUUUUGUUUACUGCAACAUUUCAUUACAUUGUAUACCUUCACAUCACAGUAGAUUAAGUACUGUUUAAGAAAAAACUAUCAUGUGACUAAAUAAUUUUCUACAUGCUGUUUUCCAAAUUAAAAAUGGCCAGAAAAAGUAGGUGAUUGCCCAUACCAUUUUUUUAGCAUGUCCAGUUUUUACUUAUUGUUAGAUAAGUCAAAGAGUCUCAAAUUGUACAGAGAGAAUCGUACAGUUUGGGAAGAAACAGACAACACAUAUCUGAGUAAACUUUAUUAAAGUUACUUUUCCAGAAAAUAUAUUCAGUAAGUGUGGUAAUGUAGCAACAAACUUGGGCUCAAACACCUUCGAAAUUUUAAAAGUAAUCUUCAGUGAUGUUGAUCAGGAAAUUCUUUCAUUGGUGGGAUUACUUCUCCAGUUUCCAGAAUUGUAUCACCCUAGAAAAACAAAGAUGCAUUAGUGAAAAAUCUUGUCUGCAGAGGUGAUAGUUCCAUUUGGUCAGACCUCAUCUGGAAAAUCUAGUUCACUUCUGGCAUUCACACUUUAAAAGGGACACAGGCAAAACAGAAGCUGUCUAAAGAUGAGCAACCAGUAUUCAAAAUCUUAAGGUAUAAGGGAAAGAAUAGGGGAAGUUUCACUCAAAAAUGACUAGAAAGGACAUGAAUGUUGUCUUUACAAAGUGAUAAAAGGAUAAUCUUUAUUUGCUUGGCCCCAAGAAACAGAAGCCCUAGAAAGCUGCAGGUAAACAUCUUCACUUCAGUAUAAGGCGGUAAUGUACUCCCAGCAACUGAAUGUGUUAGGCAGUCACCAGUUUACCGUUUGGCUCAGAAUGGAUAUUAGAGACACAAUGCAAACUUUCCUUGGGCAGCUGGUUCGGGUGUCUUUCCAAACCUAGAUACAGUGUGUAUGGCAGAAUGGGCAUGGACUUUAAAGCCAGAACCAAGUAGUGUGAAUCCUGGAACCCUCCACUGACAAGCUGUAUAAUUUUAGGCAAAGUACUUAGCUUUAAUUUCAGCUCUCUGUUUAAGACAGCAGGUUCCAUCAGCCUGAUAGUCCAUGAAUUGACUUAGUAGAGUAGAAUUAUCCCCAUCACCACCUACCAUUCCCUGACCUGGUACGGCUCAGGACUGUAUAAACUUGUAUUAUGUUUAAGCCAUUAUAUACCUGGGGGAAAACUUGUUACCACGGCUAGCAUUACCCUAACACAGAAAUUAAUAACUUGAAGUGGUACUAAUGCUGCUGUAAUAAAAAUUGAACCACAUGGCACUGGCUUAGCAGUGGGGCUACAAGGACACUGGCAUUGGAGGCUAUAAGAUGGAAACAAAAGGCACUAAUAACUUAGAAGCAGACUGUCUAAUGAACUUGAGGUUCUAGGAAAAGUACCUGAAAAAACGUUACAGUAUGUGUUUAACUACUAGUGGCUGCCUUAGUAAUGUAUUUUAAGAAACAUAAGCUCAGGUAAGAAGUGGCUGAUUUGAAAGGAGAAAUAAAAAUAAGAAUCUAAAAAUUCAGGACCUUGCAAUAUUAGAAAAUCAGAUCGAUUGUUUCUGAAUCUCUAAACAGUAACAACACUGAAAAGAUUCUGAGAAACAGAAGCCCAAUAAAACUCAGUAAACAGAGGGACCCAGCACCGUGGCAAAGAUCAGACUGAAACAAAGGUAGCCCUUGAACUAGAGUGUGUUUCUGGUGGCCUCCACAUAGCUGCCUCUCAACUGAGUUGAGAGAGGCAGGAGAAUAAGGACAAAGAAAUGAGACAACUUGAUAACUAUGUAUAGAAACCACAGAUACUAGCAUGUGGGACUGACUAGAAGCAAAAAGAUUAGACUCCUACCAAGUAUUUUUCUUUCCAUGCCUGCCAAAUGUGAGAACUAGAUGGUCAAAGAAACCAAACAUACAGACAAUAAAAGCCUAUGACUGUUUCUGAUUAAAACAACCUCUGGCCCUCAACCUUCUGUGAGCAGGAGGGAGACUUUAAAGGCUGUACAACCCUAAGGAGGGCAUACUUCCCAGUACUCAUUUUAGAUGUGGUCUAGCUUGAUAAUGGAAAAGAAAGAAUCCCCCUAGACUGAGCCAGGGGCCAGGAAGAACAAUGAACAAAGGUGUUCCUUCCAGAAGCAAAAUCAGUCCUGUUCAAGUAACUUCCCACACACAGGGGUUAGGAGUCCUUACAGUGUUUGACCACUGGGGUUUCAGAGCCAAGUGACUGCUAUGCUGUCCAAAUUCCAUCGUUGAAUAAUGGGCGUGGUUGGGAGGCAAGGGAUACAGUUCACUUGCCAUUGAUCCUCAAAUCUCCAAGAGAAGAAUCUCCAAGAAUAACCCUGACGGAUAUUACUAUACAUCAUCUGAAGAUCUUAGGUUGCAGUGAUGUAAUGGGACCUUGGGGUUUCUCCCUAGGAAAGGGACUUGUGUUACGUGUGUGGGAAGAAGGAAGCAAAGAGCUAUUUGUUGACUAGAAGGAUACACUGUGGCAGAGACUCCAGGUAUGGGAGGCUGAGAAACAUAAAAAAGCACAAAGACAUGUGGGAUCAUGAGAAUGAGUUCUGGCCGACAGGACAUGAAGAGAAGUGAUGUAAGCUACUUCCAAGCUUAGACCUUGAAAUCAUCCCCUGAGACAUCCAGCCCUCUCUUUCCCUAUGAUCUUGGAGCCUCAUAGUCCCAAUGGCCUCACUGUAAUUGUCUGACCUAUGCUAGUCUAUGAUGUCAAUAGAAAAUAAACUUUUGUUGUUUGUUACUGUC